AUGCCACUCGUUGUUCCAGGAAUCAACUCCUCAAUGGGCGAUAAGCCCGAGUGGCUCAACAAACUCAUGGGAAAGACGAUUAGCGACACCAGUAAUGAGACAUCCUUUGCGAAGAAAGAUCUUCCGGAAUCUCAUCGGAUAUUGAAGCCGGGUGACAUGAAGACCCAAGAUCAUAAUCCGAACAGACUCAAUGUCCAUGUUAACGAUGAUGGGACUGUCCAUGAUGUGAACUACGGUUAG
Molecule: messenger RNA, 240 nt
Organism: Penicillium concentricum
Lineage: Eukaryota; Fungi; Ascomycota; Eurotiomycetes; Eurotiales; Aspergillaceae
Exons: 3
Coding region: 1-240 (79 amino acids)
Source: RefSeq, a predicted model, not a curated record